AUGGCAGUCACUCCAGAUCCCACCGUCUCCCUCCUCCGAGCAGACCUGACAUCCGAAUCCGUCGCUCUCGCCAAACGUUUCCGCGCCCUCUUCUCUCUCAAGCAUCUCGCAUCCCAAACCCCUCCAACAUCCCAAACAAUCCCAGCAAUCGAAGCCAUAGCCGCAGCCUUCGUAUCUCCCUCCGCACUCCUAAAACACGAACUGGCAUACUGUCUCGGACAAUCCGGAAAACCUGAGGCAAUUCCAUACCUCCGCGCCGUAAUUCAAAACCGCAAUGAAGAUGCCAUGUGCAGACAUGAAGCUGCAGAAGCUAUUGGCGCGUUGGGAGAUCAGACGAGUCUUGAGCUGUUGAAGGAGAGGAGGGAUGAUGAGACUGAGGAAAAAGUUGUGAGAGAGACGUGCGAGAUUGCGAUUGAGAGGAUUGAGUGGGAGUUCAGUGAGGCGAGAAAAGCCGAGAAAUUGAGGAGAAGUGAUUUUGCCAGUAUUGAUCCUGCGCCUCCGAGUGAGGAACAAGAAGGGAGUGCGGAUAUUGAGGGUUUACGGAAGACGCUCAUGGACUCUUCCCUGCCGCUUUUCAAACGCUAUAGAGCCAUGUUCGCUCUUCGCGAUUUGGCUUCUCCACCGGAUCUUCCGACUGCUGUUCCCGCGAUUCAUGCGUUGGCGACAGGGUUCAAGGACUCUUCUGCGCUUUUCAGGCAUGAGAUUGCGUUUGUAUUUGGGCAGCUCAGUCACCCGGCGAGUAUACCUGCUUUGACGGAGUGUUUGGGGGAUUUGAAGGAGGCGAGUAUGGUGAGACAUGAGGCUGCUGAGGCGCUGGGGAGUCUUGGGGAGGAAGAGGGAGUGGAGGAGACGUUGAAGCGGUUUCUGAAUGAUCCGGAACAGGUUGUUAGGGAUAGUAUUGUUGUUGCUUUGGAUAUGGCUGAGUAUGAGAAGAGUGGGCAGAUGGAUUAUGCAACUGUGCCGGAAGCGGUUGCUGCGUAG
Messenger RNA from Pseudocercospora fijiensis CIRAD86, 981 nucleotides. RefSeq lists its product as uncharacterized. The record is from RefSeq and is a predicted model, not a curated record. Gene Ontology annotation, molecular function: deoxyhypusine monooxygenase activity. Gene Ontology annotation, biological process: peptidyl-hypusine biosynthetic process. NCBI's taxonomy places the organism in Eukaryota, Fungi, Ascomycota, Dothideomycetes, Mycosphaerellales, Mycosphaerellaceae. The transcript has a single exon. Bases 1 to 981 code for a protein of 326 amino acids.